Saprolegnia parasitica CBS 223.65 is the source of this 2199-nucleotide messenger RNA. RefSeq lists its product as hypothetical. Bases 1 to 2199 code for a protein of 732 amino acids. The record is from RefSeq and is a predicted model, not a curated record. Gene Ontology annotation, molecular function: serine-type endopeptidase activity. Gene Ontology annotation, biological process: proteolysis. Lineage: Eukaryota; Oomycota; Saprolegniomycetes; Saprolegniales; Saprolegniaceae. The transcript has 2 exons.
AUGACGCCAGAGACCGCAGCCUACGCAACCAAGGCUAGUGACUUGCUCACAGACAUUGAGCGCGGCCAGCGCAUCUUGGCAGGCGGCUCGCUCGUCUCGACGGCGCCCGGCAUGGUGCACGCGACGCUCGUCUGGAAGCAGCGUGACCUCAUCAAUGGCACGAACGUUGUGACGCAGGCACAGCACAUCGUCCAUGGCGACACGGUCUUCCGCGGUCUUCCCACGAGCUACGACGCCAAGGCUGUGAGCGUGUCGCCUUCGCAGAAGCUUCGCCUCGUCGUGACGGACGCCGAAGACAAGACGUACCGCUUCAGCUUCUUUGACGCGCACCACUUGGUGGCUGUGCACCACACGACCAAGGACCUUCACGGCGCGCUCUACACUGGCCCCACGGACGGAUCGAUUGUGUGGUCGGGGGACGAGUCGAGUGUGUACUACCUCGCCGAGCGCAAGGAGAAGGAGGGCAAGUCCUUUUGGGCGAACGCAAACAGCAAGCCGACGCCCGCAACGGACGCCGACCUCCGGGGCACGCAGUACGACCGCAAGCCCGACUGGGGUGAACAGAACGUCGGGAAGCGCACAUCGCGCAUCUUUCGCCUAUCGUUGGCAUCCGGCAAGAUCGACGAGGUGCCCGGCGUCCCCGACGACCUUACGAUUGCGGAGCUCGAGUUGCACGCGGGCGCCAACAUGCUUCUCUUCACGGGUAUCGCCACGACGCGCCGCCUCGGUCUCAUCUACUGCUACAACCGCGUAAAGCACGUGUACGUGUUGCCACUUGGGACGGACGAUGCUGUCGCUGCGCCGCUCGUGCCCGAUUCGGUCUGCGGCACGACGCGGUCGGCGCGCGUGUCGCCCGACGGCCGCUCCGUAGCCUAUCUCGGCACGCGCGACGUCCCGACGCACAACACGACGAGUCUUCUCUGCGUCGUCGACUUCGCGUCGCGCGCCGAGCGCAUCGUGGUCGAUGUUGUUGACGAGCCGACACCUGGCUACUCGUCGACGCCGUCGUCGGCGUUCAACGGUCUCUACAUGAACGCGCUGCUUCCCCGUUGUUGGUCGGUUGACGGCCAACACAUCCUCUGCAACACGGAGGUUGGCGCCCGUGGCAUCUGGAAGCGUAUCCACGUUGGAUCGGGCGUCGUGUCGUCUCCGACGUACCUUCUCGGCGACUCGACGGGCCACGAAACGCUUCUCGACGUCACAGGGACCACAGCGCUCGUCGCCGUCUCCACACCGGUGGCACCACCGGCCGUGUACAUUGUGCAACUGGACGCGACGUCGCUAAAUGUCGUCGGCCGAAUGCUCCUCGACGACCAGGCGCCGACGCGCCACAUUGCGUCGUGGGCAGUGGAAGCUGUGCCGUCCGUGGCGAUUCCAGGCACGCACUUUUCGCCGUUGGCCGCGAGCUCGACGCCGCUGCUGCCGCAAGUCGAAAGCUCGGCGCCGUACGAAGCCAUCGUGGUCCUCCCGUCGACGCCAGCGCCCGCCGACGGCUUCCCUCGACCUACCCGUGCACCGUAUGACUACCUCUGUGCGCUUGGGUUCGCCGUCGUGACGGUCAACUACCGCGGCUCGACGGGCUACGGCCGCCUCGCACUCGAAUCGCUUGUCGGGCGCGUCGGGACGCAGGACGUCGGCGACUGCCACCGCGGGCUCCUCCACGUCCUCGACACAUACAAGGGUACGCUGAACGCGAACCAAGUCCAUGUCUCGGGCGGCUCGCACGGCGGCUUUCUCGGCGCCCACCUCAUUGGUCAGUACCCGGGCUACUACCGUUCGGCUGUGCUUCGAAACCCCGUGACGAAUGUCGUGAGCCAGAUCUUCACGAGCGACAUUCCGGACUGGGGCCUUGCAGUCACGGGCCUUGGCGCGUUCGAGUCACUCGUCGCGACGGCGGCCGUGACCCCGACGGUCGGCGACAACGGCAACCGCCUCGCGUGCCUCGCGCGCAUGUGGGAAAUGUCGCCAAUGGCCAACGGCCUCACCAAGGUCUCGACACCCGUGCUCUUUGGUCUCGGCGCCAAGGACCUGCGCGUGCCGCCGACCGAAGGUCUCCAGCUCAACGACUCGCUGUCGCACCACGGUGUGGAAACGCGCGUGCUGUGGUACCCCGAAGACUGCCACCCGCUUGAUUCGGUCAAGACGUACGCCGACUUCGCCGUCAACUGGGCGCUUUGGCUCCACGCCCACUCCGCGUAG